UUGUUUUUGUGCAAUUAUUUUUAAAAAAACUUAAUUGUUGAAUUUCGAAAAUAUUUUUUAAAAAGAUGAACUAAAACAAGUUUUCAUUUUCAACAUUUACACAACGUUGGGAAUGUCAGAAUGUUUAGUUCAAUUUGUAUUUGGUGAUAAUAAGUGUACUUGGUACUAUAGGAAUUCAAAAAUUUGCGAUAGGAAAUGUCUUACAGUGAUGGCGGGCGUCCAAUACGAAAGUACGGCACUAAGUCGCCGAAAAAACUUUGCGUGACCAAGAAUGAAAAUAGUGAUAAAACAACAACUACCAUUAACUGCAAUAAUCAUCACCACAAUCAUUACCAUCAUAAUCAUCGCUUUCUCGACGCCCCUCAGCCAUCAGUACACAAACGUAAUCUCUAUAUUGUUUCUUUUCCUUUGAUAUUGCUUUUUAAUGUUCUGAGGACACUUCUUUAUCAAUUAUUUGUGGUAUUCAAAUAUUUAUAUACAUCUACAUCUCAGCUGAUUCAACGAAGACAAGCUUGCAAGCAAACUUGUCAGCUAGAAAUUGUAGUUGGUCAGAAAUCUAGUGAAAAUUUAAAUAAUAAUUUAAAUAAUACUGAACAAAUUGAAAACGAGGGAAUGUCGCAAGUGCCUAGAAGGCCAAUUGGUCCUGGUCCAGGAGAUCCAUUACUUGCAAAACAAAAACAUCAUCAUCGUAGAGCUUUUGAGUUUAUCAGCAAAGCUCUUAAAAUUGAUGAAGAUAAUGAAGGUCAGAAAGAAAUGGCAAUUGAACUUUACAAGAAAGGAAUUGGAGAAUUAGAAAAAGGAAUAGCUAUAGAAUGCACUGGUGGUCGAGGAGAAGUAUGGGAACAUGCACAAAGACUUCAUGAUAAAAUGCGCACUAAUUUAGCAAUGGCAAAGGACAGACUUGAUUUUCUUGUGAGUGUGUGUGAGCUGAAAAAACUGGAUAUCUGCAAUGAAUAUCGUGCUCCUGGAAAUAAAGUGGACAGCGAACAUCCAGGAAAGAAUCUGAGGAUCCGACGCAAUAUACACACAUUACAAACAACUCGAUCUUCUUUAAAUACAAAUCAUACUAAAAACACAAACAGUACACAAACAGUGAACAUAGGGCAGAAUACAUGUACUCAAAUUCCCAAGUUAAGGCCACGUUCACCAAAAAAUUAUUCUGCCCAUUCUGAAGCAUCUGGAAGAAAAUUAUCUGUUCCUGGAAAAAGAGUGGGCACAGUUAUAAGUAAAAGUCAAACAUUGCCGCGCAGCAUGGGACGUUCAACAGCAAUACAAUCAUGUCAUAGAGUUGCACCUAUUAAACCAUCAUCUACACCACCUUCAGUAAAAAGACAAUUAUCAGUACCUGGAAAUGGUUCACCUAUUAGGAGACCAGGAACACCUACCACAUCAAACAGCAAUAGAGGAACACCUACAAGAAAAGUACCCAUUUUAAAAGGUGUAGAUCCAAAACUGGCACAAGUUAUUCUAGAUGAAAUUUUGGAAGGUGGAACAGCAGUUCACUGGGAAGACAUUGCUGGUCAAGAAACUGCAAAACAAGCACUACAAGAAAUGGUUAUUUUACCUUCAUUAAGACCAGAAUUAUUUACUGGUUUGCGAACACCAGCAAGAGGAUUAUUAUUAUUUGGUCCACCAGGAAAUGGAAAGACAUUACUUGCACGUGCUGUUGCUACACAAUGCAAUGCUACAUUUUUUUCAAUAUCUGCUGCUAGUCUUACAUCAAAAUAUGUCGGAGAAGGAGAAAAACUAGUACGAGCUCUUUUUUCUAUUGCCCGAGAACUACAGCCAUCUGUGAUCUUUAUUGACGAAGUGGAUUCAUUGUUAAGCGAACGUAGAGAUAAUGAACAUGAAGCUUCUAGGCGAUUGAAGACAGAAUUUUUAGUUGAAUUUGAUGGAUUACCAUGUAAUCCAGAAGAAAGAGUAUUGGUCAUGGCAGCUACAAAUAGACCUCAAGAAUUGGAUGAAGCUGCAUUAAGAAGAUUCACAAAACGAGUAUACGUUACAUUACCUGAUUUACGAACAAGAAUUAUGUUACUAAAACGACUUUUAGCUAAACAUAAUGAUCCGCUGACUUCAGAAGAGUUGAAUGAAAUGGCAGUUUUAACUGAAGGCUAUUCUGGGAGUGAUUUAACAGGUUUAGCAAAAGAUGCAGCUCUUGGUCCUAUUAGAGAACUUAAUCCAGAUCAAGUAAAAGAAUUGGAUCUUAAUUCUGUACGUAAUAUUACAAUGCAAGAUUUUCGUGAUUCGCUUAAAAGAAUUCGUAGAUCAGUAUCUCCUGCAAGUUUGGCUGCUUAUGAAAAAUGGAGUUUUGAAUAUGGUGACGUAAGUCUAUGAUUUUUAAGAAUUAGUUGAACUUUAUAAAACUUUAAAAUAACUGAACACUAUACUGAAAUAUAUCAACAUUUAAAAAGAAAAGAAGAAAAAACUUAAC
Messenger RNA from Apis florea (little honeybee), 2431 nucleotides. RefSeq names its product spastin (gene spas). Lineage: Eukaryota; Metazoa; Arthropoda; Insecta; Hymenoptera; Apidae. The record is from RefSeq and is a predicted model, not a curated record. Gene Ontology annotation, cellular component: microtubule cytoskeleton. Gene Ontology annotation, molecular function: ATP binding; ATP hydrolysis activity; microtubule severing ATPase activity.